Paramuricea clavata is the source of this 408-nucleotide messenger RNA. The record is from the annotation of a GenBank genome assembly. Lineage: Eukaryota; Metazoa; Cnidaria; Anthozoa; Malacalcyonacea; Plexauridae.
AUGUCGGUUAGAAGGAAUGCUUUUAGAUCAGAGAGAAAUAGCCUGUGGCAUUCCUCGGGAGGUAUAAUUAGCCCUCCUCUUCUGUUCAUCGUCUAUAUAAAUGAUUUGCCAAAUUGUCUCAAACACACAACAUCUAGAAUGUUUACAGCUGUGGGUGAAACAUUGGGUGAAAUGGAAAGGAGGUCAAAUGAAGACCUAAUGAUUGUCCGAAAGUGGCUGUCUGCAAAUUUACUUAGUUUUAAUAUUGCGAAAACUGAGUACGUUCUGAUUGGAUUAUGGCAUGGAAUGAAUAAUAUCGAUGCCCAACCUGGAGUUAAAAUCGGCAGCCAGUCAAUCAAAAGAGUGAAACAUGCCAAAGUGCUUGGAGUUCAGGUUGACGAGAAUGUAAAUUGGGGGAAAACAUUUUGA